AUGGAAGAGGGGGUCAUGUAUGCCGAUCUGCGCCUGCCCCCCCAACCAGCUCCUCAGCAGCCAGUGCGCCUGCCCUGGUGCUGGACAGCCCUCAGCCUGGCUCUCUUCUCCCUGCUGCUCCUGCUGGCACAAAUCGUCCUCAUCAGCUUGAGCUUCCACUAUUUAGUGCAACAGGCGAGCUGCACCCAUGGUCCCUGGAGCAUGGAGGAGAGCCCCAGCUGUGGGCAACAGACACUGCAAGGGAGAUGUCAGUUCUGCCCGGCUGGCUGGCUCUGGGAUGCGGGGCAGUGCUACUACUUCUCCUCUGCCAAAAAGAACUGGGAGCAGAGCAGAGAGGAUUGCUGCUCCAGAGGGGCACAGCUGGUUACUAUCCGAGCCAACACCACCCUGGCUUUCCUGGCACGCACGGCCAAUAAGGAGAUCUUCCACGUGGGGCUGAAGCGAGAUGGUUCCAGGUCUGACUGGAAGUGGCUGGAUGGCACUGCACUGAAGGGGCUCUUCCCCAUCCAGCACAUCACCAGCUCCUUCCUGGCCUGUGGCAGGGUGUCGGACUCGAGGCUGUUGGGUGGGCACUGCAAGGAAAACCUUGGAUGGAUCUGUGAGCAGAGCGCAGCCACCCUGCAGUGGCUCCGGUCCUCACCCCCUACCUUUCUCUGGCAAAACACCACCUACACCUGUGCGGGGCUCUAA
Colius striatus (speckled mousebird) is the source of this 690-nucleotide messenger RNA. RefSeq names its product killer cell lectin-like receptor subfamily G member 1. The record is from RefSeq and is a predicted model, not a curated record. NCBI's taxonomy places the organism in Eukaryota, Metazoa, Chordata, Aves, Coliiformes, Coliidae. The transcript is spliced from 6 exons. The coding region runs from base 1 to 690 and encodes 229 amino acids.